AUUUUAAUGAGCUGUUAUUGAGCAUUAUUCACUAACGUAUUAGCAUAUGCAAUGUAGACGAAUGUAAACACCAGUGCAAAGUGAGUGUGGUUAUAGACAAAAGGAUCGUUGUAUUUGUGAACCACAACAAUGAAUGAUGAUAUUAUUAUCGCAAAUUUUCAAUAAAUUUGCUCUUUUAUCACAACUGAACCUGGAAAUGUGUAUUAUCGUGGUUUACGUUAAUUAUGACCUAUUGUAGCGUUGAACAUAUUUUUAUCAUGCUCAAUGGAGAGUACCGUGAAUGAACGGACCCAUCUGUUGGAGGUGUCCGAGCAGCAGCAUGAGACGCCCUCGCCCACCGCCUGUGAGGCGACUCCGCCCCGGAAGCCGGACGAACAGAGCGCCCUCAACAGGAUACUGCAUGAGACAGCCACUAAUGUAAUCGACGUGGGCGCUCUUGGCCCAUACUCGUUGGAGGCUGGCGCGUACAGCGAGCGAGUGCGUGCUUACACCGCCCGAGCCGCCGCCGCAGCCCUAGCGCCGGCCGCGCCGGCAGUCCUACUGGCGGACCAGCCUCCGGCGACUCGACGGAAACUACUGGCGGCCCCGCCAAUGACCAGCGCGGACAGAGAACUGAUAACGAACGCUGUUAAGAAAGCCGCCGCCGCUAUAUCGGAGCUGAGGGUGGAACACCACGAGGACCUGGUGGUGCCGUUCAGGGUCCCAUAGCAUCGGAGUAUAUCCGAGUGUUCCCAUUGAAUGAACUUUGAACUAUGGGAAUUUGUAUAUAGUGAUAUGUUCUUGACAACGCCAUCUAUGUCGUGGUGUGAGCGUUAGGUGUCGCUUCAGUCGGUAUUUGUGUUAUUCGUAUAUCGUCUAAUGUAUUCCCUGAAGCUAACUUAGUUAACGAUAUAUAUAAAUAUCAACUUCAUUGUAAACGUACAAGGUCGGCGAUUGUAAUGUUUGCAUCAUCAGUUUAUAUGUAAAGAUCACCAAUGCCGUACAAGACCUACAGAAUUUUAUAUUUAUUUGAAUUAACAUGAAAGAAGCCACAGUAACGAGACGGUUUAAAUAUUCAAACGCUUGCUGACCUAACUAACCGUGUAUCAUAUUUUAUAUUGAUGUUAUAUAUUGAAUAAUUUAAGAUGUUCAAAGUUUUAAUUACAUAAUUUUCUAUGAAACAUUGUCUCGCUCGUGUUACGUACAGAUAUUAAAUAUGCAUAUAUUACUUUUAUACGAAUCGCAACGACUUCUUCAAACGAAAUUAUUGCGAUCUGUAGGUAAUCGAUUAAUAAUAAAUAAUGGAGCAUGCACUGCAUCCUAGUAAAAAAACAUAAUUAAAUAAAAAAUUACUUAGAAUAAUAAAACACUGAUUUUGCAUGGCGUGAACUGUAAUAUCGUUAAUGUUCUAAUAAAAUCUUUCAGCCAUCAAUAUACACGAAGUAAUUCAACAUGACUCGAACAGUAUUACAAGACAAACGUAAUAUAUAACAGACUUCAUAAAACCUUUUUGUUUUUAUCUAUAAUUUAAACUCUAUUAAUUGUCAGUUUGACGGGUGACAUUUUUUUUUUCGUCCCGCUCUACUUACGUGUAAACUUGCUAUGUGUGAGCGAGAUAGAUAGAUAUAAUCCCGGCUUCAUAAUUCGCUAUUCACAGAGUGACAGCUGUAUUCAUAUAUAUUUGGACGAGACAUUUUGAAUACAAACACAGAUUAUCAUAAUUUUAUAUAUAAAUACGAUUGCAUAAAUAUUAAAUUGUCAUAGGUUUAUUUUACAAAGUUUUGCUAUGAGUGCCAAGUUGACGCUUGACGUGGCGCCAAACAACGGAACUAAUGUUAUACUACACCACAUAUUAAUGAUCGUAGCUCUUAAGGUGGUAUUAGUUGUUACUUUAAUGUUUAUAAAAAAUAUAUUUAGCAGUCUGUGUUAAGAAUGUAAAAGUUUUUUUUUUUUUUUGUGGAAUUCAAUUAUUUUUUAUGUGAAUUGUAUAAAAUGUUGAUUAUGCCAUUAUUAAAGUACCUAUUAAAAUAA
This is a messenger RNA of Danaus plexippus (monarch butterfly), 2010 nucleotides long. RefSeq lists its product as uncharacterized. Gene Ontology annotation, biological process: positive regulation of TOR signaling; cellular response to amino acid stimulus; lysosome organization. Gene Ontology annotation, molecular function: guanyl-nucleotide exchange factor activity; molecular adaptor activity. Gene Ontology annotation, cellular component: late endosome membrane; Ragulator complex; lysosome. The record is from RefSeq and is a predicted model, not a curated record. Bases 265 to 708 code for a protein of 147 amino acids. NCBI's taxonomy places the organism in Eukaryota, Metazoa, Arthropoda, Insecta, Lepidoptera, Nymphalidae. The transcript is spliced from 4 exons.